ACAGCAGCAGCAGCAGCAGCGCAGCGUGAACCCGCAGCUGGCCGAUGGGAGAGAUACUGCUGGUAGACCACCAGACGGGCAAUGCUGCUCGGAGGCCAAAAGGUUGCCAGGAUGCCCGACAAGCAAUCGGUGCCGGGGGGCCUGGUGGGAAUAGUCCAUUGCCUGUCGGGCUUGUGUAUCGCGAAAGGUGACCGAGCCGCAAGGGGCCGUUGCUCAUCCGUAGCACUGGUACUGGUCCUGGGACUGGUCCUGGGACUGGCAGUCGUCUCGUCGGGUACCAUUCCAGCAUCCCGUCUCUGGAUCUGUCAAGUUCUCCCUCCCUCCUCUCCUCCUCUUUCUCUACUCUUUCCUGCCUACAACGGUCCUGGUGGCGGUGGUGGUGCUCGUGGUCGUCAUCAAGGUUGCUGCCGUCGCCGGGAGUGCCGCCUCCAGCCUCCCGCCUGCGCAGUGUGGUUGCCGAGAAGACAAAUCAUUUCGGUAGUUCGGGAUGCUGGUGUAGCAGUGGGAGUUGUCGGCGCUGGCACUGGCAGUUGGGUGGUGGCAGGUAACGUCCAAAUCUCGGUCAUGACGGAGAGAGUGACAUUGACAUCCAAGUGGUGAUGCUGCCGAACAAAGGCGCAUUGAACAACCAAUGGCCACCCACCACCUCAGCUGCCGUCAGU
Messenger RNA from Neurospora hispaniola, 662 nucleotides. RefSeq lists its product as uncharacterized. The transcript has a single exon. Lineage: Eukaryota; Fungi; Ascomycota; Sordariomycetes; Sordariales; Sordariaceae. Bases 82 to 600 code for a protein of 172 amino acids. The record is from RefSeq and is a predicted model, not a curated record.